AUGCUUCAGGUGUGCUAUCAUAUUGGAGUGUUUAUAUCACGCUCAUCUACUAACGUGGUAACACUGAAUCUGCUUUGCCUCUCGCUUACUGCCAUUAUUCAGACUUCUUUUGCCACCAUAUUCUUCUUCACUGCCAUAUAUGCUUUUAUUCCACACUUUGGUAUCGUCGCCUUCAUGAUGUUCACAGUAGGUAUCAUCGGAGGAGCUAACUAUGCAAACACAUUCUACCACAUCCACAGAAAGGUGGAUCCCACAAUUCGCGAAUUUGCCCUAUACGGUUACUUUUGCCGACACCAUCGGAAUCCUUGCAGCGGCCCUCGCAGCUAUACCACUACAUAA
This is a messenger RNA of Cylicocyclus nassatus, 339 nucleotides long. The record is from the annotation of a GenBank genome assembly. NCBI's taxonomy places the organism in Eukaryota, Metazoa, Nematoda, Chromadorea, Rhabditida, Strongylidae.